This is a messenger RNA of Solanum verrucosum, 1907 nucleotides long. RefSeq lists its product as uncharacterized. The transcript has 8 exons. Lineage: Eukaryota; Viridiplantae; Streptophyta; Magnoliopsida; Solanales; Solanaceae. Gene Ontology annotation, cellular component: RNA polymerase II, holoenzyme. Gene Ontology annotation, biological process: mRNA 3'-end processing. The coding region runs from base 136 to 1683 and encodes 515 amino acids. Gene Ontology annotation, molecular function: RNA polymerase II complex binding. The record is from RefSeq and is a predicted model, not a curated record.
GUCGGGUUUAAUUAUGUAUUGAAUUUCAAAUAUUACGAAACAAGUUGUUUCUCCCAAUUCCCUUCGCCGCUACCCACUUCUGCUGCAUUCUGAGUGUGCUUUUCUCUUAAAGGUCUGCUUGCGGCUUACUAGUUGAUGAAUAUUGCUUCCGAAACAAUGGGGAGCACAUUUAAUACACAAAUUUUGGUGGAUAAGCUGGAAAUGCUCAAUAGUUCACAGCAAAGCAUUGAAACUUUAUCACAUUGGUGUAUUUUUCACAUGACCAAAGCAAAACAAGUUGUGGAAACUUGGGCCCAGCAAUUCCAUUGCUCACCACGUGAACAGAGAUUGUCAUUUCUUUACCUUGCAAAUGACAUCCUUCAGAAUAGUCGGAGAAAGGGUGCAGAAUUUGUUGCUGAAUUUUGGAAGGUUCUUCCAGAUGCUCUUCGUGAUGUUAUUGAAAAUGGAAAUGAGGUUGGAAGAAACGCUGCUUUGCGGCUGAUCAGUAUCUGGGACGAGAGAAAAGUCUUUGGUUCUCGAGGGCAGAUUCUGAAGGAAGAGUUUGCUGGAAAGAAUGUUGGGAAUGGAAAGCAUAGUGGAGGCAAAGUGAGAAACUCAGCUGGAGAUGCCCUUGACAAAAUAGUUUCAAGCUAUCAGAUAUUGUAUGGUGGUCAAAUUGAUGAAGAUGCGAUAUUGAGCAGAGCUAAAAAUGCUAUUAGCUGUGUUGAAAAAAUAGAUAAGGAGAUUGGGAGUGAUUUAAAUCCAGGCCAUCUUAAUGGAUCUGGUAUAGUGGAUGAGCUCAAGGGGCAGCACACAAUAUUGAAGGACUGUGUUGAGCAGCUAACAACUGUUGAGUCAUCCAGGGCAAACCUCAUCUCUCAUCUCAGAGAGGUCCUCCAGGAGCAGGAAUAUAAGUUGGAUCAAGUACGCAAUCAUCUUCAGGCUGCUCAGUCCCACGCAGAUCAGGUUGGCAGUAUUUGCGGACAGUUGCUGAAUUUUGAUGGCAAUGGGCAAAUCUUGGUUGAGCAGAAUCGAAAGGAAGCUAACACCUCCCAAGUUCCACACACAUUCAUAUCUGGAAAUCGCGAACAAUCUGCUCCAGUGAUGUACACUCGACAGGUAUCUUAUGAAAAAUCUGGCAACCUUGAUGAAGAUAUGAAGUCUGCAGCUGCUGCAGUGGCAGCAAAGCUCACUGCAUCAACAUCUUCAGCCCAGAUGCUGACUUAUGUCCUCUCAUCCUUGGCGUCCGAGGGUGUCAUAGGCAACUCAACUAAAGAAUCUUCCCAUGAUAAUCAACCGGAGAAAAGGAUGAAGCUUGAAAAUGACUGCUCUUUUUAUGCUCCCCCUCAGAAUCCUCAAGAACCCGUCACAUUUUUCUCUCAGCCAAAUUCAGUGCAACACAAUCUUCCAAGCACUGGGGGGGAAUCAACUCCAAUUGAACCGCCUCCUCUACCAUCAUCGCCUCCACCAUUGGCACCCUUGCCUCCUAUGCAGCCAUAUCCAGUACCUCAGUUCAUUCAGACAUCUGGGCAGUUGCCUAGUUCAGCAUUUGUUUACGCAACAAGCCAGCAACCUUCAACAUUGGCUGGUUUUGUCUCUCCUGUGAAUGGGAUUUCUCCUUUCACAUCUUCAAUUGCUUAUCAAGGUUAUUCAAGUGAUAGUAGUUUAUAUAGCCAGUCAAUGGCACCGGUUACGCGUCAGUAGGAGAGUUGGUGGUGGUUGGGUUGUUAUUUUAGAGCUAUAGAUUCAUACUUAGCUUCUGUCGCUUAACUUUAGGGUUGUUGGGAGCUUUUAUUUAAUUUGUUAACUAGUCUGAUGUACAAGAUUAGGCUGUAACUAUGUAACUUAUAUUGUGAUUUUGUUUCUAGAUUGGAGGUUGUUGGUGUUUAUAUAAAUACUGAUCUAGUAUUGCAAGUGGUGUUUUUGUA